AUGAAUAUGCAAACUAUUUUAGAAGAAAGUAAUAAAGAUAGCUUUUUAGCUUCUUUUGAUCAUGAAUCUGUGGCUUCUUCCAGUAAUCAAUCAACCAAUGUUAUUAAACGUGGUGGAUCUCAGUCUACUAGCAAAGUUUGGAAUUACUUUGAUAAAGAUGAUACUUCCGAAUAUGGUAUUUGUUGUGUUAAAGUUGUUGGAAAAGAUAGUACACAACCAUGCAAUAAAAGGAUACGAUAUUCAG
This is a messenger RNA of Dentiscutata erythropus, 244 nucleotides long. NCBI's taxonomy places the organism in Eukaryota, Fungi, Glomeromycota, Glomeromycetes, Diversisporales, Gigasporaceae. The record is from the annotation of a GenBank genome assembly.